AUGGUUUCCAAAGUCCUCUCUCUGCUCGCUGUCCCCUUGGCUGGCGUCGCUGCCCAAGUCUCGUGGCCGACCCUCCAGAACAUCUCGCUCACUCAGUACAACAUAUCUGGUUUUGAGGCUGACCGACUCGGAAAGUAUUCGUACCAGUUCGAGUACUUUGAUCACUACACCGGCUUCAUCGGCGCGUGCGCAGGAAGCGGUGACUCGAGUGAAGCAGGCUGCACGUAUGGAGUGCCUUGGGGUGGAAACAUUGAGGUGGCCCCUGUUGCAAUUGCCAGCGAGCUUUAUGGCCCUGAGCACGAGAUCAGGACCAACUUGACUAUCCAUGCUCACUAUGCCGCAGCCGCGACCAACUACAUCGCAAACUACACUGGCAAGGCAGUUGUGUCCCCAUUGUUCUCGACCGAUGCCGUCGUUACCCCAUUCACAAUCGAGCUUGAGCUUGUGUACAACGGAACUGCGAUCUAG
Messenger RNA from Talaromyces rugulosus, 468 nucleotides. RefSeq lists its product as uncharacterized. The transcript has 3 exons. The record is from RefSeq and is a predicted model, not a curated record. NCBI's taxonomy places the organism in Eukaryota, Fungi, Ascomycota, Eurotiomycetes, Eurotiales, Trichocomaceae. The coding region runs from base 1 to 468 and encodes 155 amino acids.